Molecule: messenger RNA, 993 nt
Organism: Chrysochloris asiatica (Cape golden mole)
Lineage: Eukaryota; Metazoa; Chordata; Mammalia; Afrosoricida; Chrysochloridae
Product: chromosome unknown open reading frame, human C11orf96
Source: RefSeq, a predicted model, not a curated record
AUGAAUAAAUGGAGUGCUGGAGGAACUUGGAGAUUUGGACCAAUCCCAGAAAGGACAGUGACAGCCCAUUUGGGCCGAUCUGAAGACCUGGUCCCCGGGCCGCCCUCCGCGUGCUCCUGGGCCUGGGAUUCUCCGGAACCCCCGCGGGCGGGGCCUGCCUUCCGGAGCUGGGUUGGUGGAGGGCGGGAGGCGGGCCGCGCCGGGGAAGGGGCCGUUACUUUCCCAGAGUGGCGGGGCGACGUCCGGCGGAAGGGCGCGGGGCGCGCACGCUUUAAAUGGCAUUCGCUGUCAUCGGAGCUCACAGCCGUGUGGGCAGGAGCGGGCUAUAUAAGCUGCGGGCUGGGCCACCGCGGGGCAGACAGCUACGGCAGCGGCGGCGUGCGUCUCGGAGUGCGGCAGAGCAGCGACCCCAGAGUCCCUUGCCCCCCGACGGGCCCCCCGCCACCGCCCUCCCGAGGAACGCCGGCUCGGGCCCGUGAGGGCCGCCGCCACCCCGCAGCAGAUUUGGAUCCCCCGCCCGGCGAGCCCCAGGCGGCUGCCUCCCGGGGGGCCCCGGCGCAGCGGCCGCCCGCGGAGAGCCCCAGCACCCCAAAGCCCGACCCUGCAGACGCCGGCAGCGCCAUGACAGCCGCCAAGUCCGGUGAACUGAUGGGCAUCUGCUCCAACUACCAGGCGGUGAUGCCGCACUUCGUGUGCCUGGCCGACGAAUUCCCGCAACCCGUGCGGCCCGCGAAGCUGUCCAAAGGGAAGGGUCGGCUGCGGCGGCCGCGCCAGUCCCGGUUCAAGACGCAGCCGGUGACCUUCGACGAGAUCCAGGAGGUGGAGGAGGAGGGAGUGUCCCCCAUGGAGGAAGAGAAGGCCAAGAAAUCGUUCCUGCAGAGUCUGGAAUGCCUGCGCCGCAGCACGCAGAGCCUGUCGCUGCAGAGGGACCAGCUCAGCAGCUGCAAACUGAGGAACAGCCUAGACUCCAGCGAUUCCGACUCGGCCCUGUGA